Messenger RNA from Brassicogethes aeneus, 2079 nucleotides. Lineage: Eukaryota; Metazoa; Arthropoda; Insecta; Coleoptera; Nitidulidae. The record is from the annotation of a GenBank genome assembly.
GGGUGGGGUGGUGGCAUGCCGAGAUCAUAGAGACCAAGUUUUCUUCAGUAUUGGAAACAAAUCGGCUAAAUUAGUUUGAAAAAAUGUCCUGGGUACCGCCGAAUUUAUCGGAAGCCUGCCAGGUCUACACCACCGUUACGAAUUGUGCGCCUAGUACGUUUUUAUUUUUACAACUAAUCACCGAUUUAUUCGGAUAUUCGAGAGAUUCGCGUGGAUUAGCGCACGGUUUUAGUUCUCAUCACAGCAGUUUCGAUCAUGAAUUUGAAAGUUUUUUGGAUUCGCACUCAGGCAAUUCGCAUCAAGCACGAGAUGAGGAUUACGAUUUCAUUGUGGUCGGUGCGGGUAGUGCAGGAUGUGUCAUGGCCAAUAGGCUCACAGAAAUAGGGAAAUGGCGGGUCCUUCUUCUGGAAGCGGGUGACGAGGAACCUGAAGUUGCUGAAGUGCCAGCCUUUGCCCCAGCUUUACAAACCUCUUCAAUCGACUGGAUGUACGAAACCCAACCAACACCAAAUGCAUGCUUGGCCCGCCCAAACGGCCGCUGCGCAUGGGCGAGAGGCCGAGUCAUGGGCGGCUCAUCCACCAUAAACUACCUGAUUUACAUUAGAGGUAUUCCCAGGGAUUAUGAUGAGUGGGCUGAGAUGGGUAAUCAUGGUUGGAGUUAUGAGGAGGUGCUACCGUACUUUAUUAAGAGUGAGGAUAAUAGGAAUAUCGAUAUGGUUGAUAGUAGAUUCCAUGGUACGAAUGGUCCUCAAACUGUAGAGGUGUUUCCCUAUCAAGAUGAAGUUACUUUGGGAUUAGUGAAGGCAUAUGAAGAACUUGGUUUGCCCAUUAUAGACCAGAACUCAGAUAGAGUGAUAGGCGCUAUGUUGCUCCAACAUACAACAAGAGAUGGUGAGCGAUUAAGUACCAAUGGUGCUUAUAUUAGACCUAUAAGAUAUAAAAGAUCAAACCUUGUGGUAAAAACAAACGCUGAAGUUUCAAGAGUUCUAAUAGAUCCUUCAACAAAAAUCGCUUACGGCGUAGAGUACGUACAAAAUGGCAAAUUAAAGCAAGCAAGAGCGAAGAAGGAAAUUAUAGUAUCUGGUGGUUCUAUAAACUCCCCCAAAAUUCUUAUGUUGAGUGGUGUAGGUCCUGCUAACCAUCUACAGGAACAUGGUAUACAAGUUAUAAAUGAUCUAGCUGUUGGUUUUAAUCUUCAUGACCACGUCACCAUAGAUGGUGUAGUUUUUACUUUAUCGCCAUACAGCGCUAGAAAUGCUAGUGAUGAGGAAAUCCGUGAUGAUAUUUACAAGUAUAAAGAUACUCGUAGAGGACCACUAGCUUCAACAGGUCCUCUGCAAUCCAAUGCUAUGGUACAAACAAAGUAUGAAAAACUUCAUGAUGCACCCGAUAUACAAUACUCUAUAGAUUCUAUGAACGUAGAAAACUUUUUAUCCGAUCCAAUAUUAACAGCUCAAACCGCAGUUACACCUCUAGCUUACUAUACAGGUCUUAUGGCACGCCCUAUAUUACUCAGCCCCAAAAGUAGAGGCGUUGUUAGACUAAACGAUUCAGAUCCUAUAUACGGCGCCCCAUUAAUUCACCCUAACACAUUUAACGAAGAAAUAGAUCUUCUACGUAUUGUUGAAGGUGUAAAACAGUCCUUAAACCUCCUAAGCACUCAUACAAUGCAACAUUUAGGGGCUCGCCUGGCCACCACACCCCUACCGGCUUGCCGCCAUAUACCAUUCGGUUCUGAUGAUUACUGGGCUUGUAUAGCCCAAUCUUACACAACUACAAUCUAUCAUCCAGUGGGGACAUGUAAAAUGGGGCCUAAAUCGGACAACGAGGCUGUCGUGGAUCCUAAAUUAAGGGUGUAUGGUAUAAAGAAUCUAAGGGUUGUGGAUGCUUCAAUUAUGCCUAAAAUUGUUAGGGGCAAUACUAAUGCUCCAACGAUAAUGAUUGCUGAAAAAGCGUCGGAUUUAAUAAAAAACCAGUGGUUGGGAGGGGGAAAUAGAUACGAAGGUCCUACGCGUCAUCAGGAUUUGUUUAAUAUUGACUUUUAAUAUCUAAGAAAUUAGAUUUAUUUAUAUGAGAUGG